Acinonyx jubatus (cheetah) is the source of this 10466-nucleotide messenger RNA. It is a transcript of the gene AHDC1, whose product is annotated as AT-hook DNA binding motif containing 1. The record is from RefSeq and is a predicted model, not a curated record. NCBI's taxonomy places the organism in Eukaryota, Metazoa, Chordata, Mammalia, Carnivora, Felidae. Bases 5191 to 9990 code for a protein of 1599 amino acids. The transcript has 6 exons.
UUAUUUAUUUUUUGCCUCACAUUUUCUGGGGGGCCCUGGGCUAGUCCUUUCCCAUCUAUUUCCCCAUUUGGAUUGAACUAAAGACUCCCCCACCCCCUCUCUUUUUUUCUUUUUCCCUAAAUAUUUGAGCAAAGGAUCCAUUUUGAGAAGAUGAUGGAACUUCUCUUGAGAAAAAUACAAAAAAAAAUUUUUGGUUACAAUGUUGGGAGGUUUACAGAUCUGCCAGAGUCCAUCCAUGGAACCAAAUUAGGUGAUCAAUAGUAAUAAAAAUAGCAGGUAGCAUUACAUGUUUAUUACAGGCCAGGGGCUUGGCAGAGUGGUAUACAUCAUGAUCUUGUGAAGUCUGUUCAACAACCCUGUGAGGUAGGUACCAUUAUUAUUAUUCUGUUUUACAGAUGGGGAAACUGAGGAAGCCUAGAGAGGUGGAGUGAUUUGCCCAAAGUCAAAGCUGGAAUUGGAGCCUGGGUCUGUCAGCUCGAGAGCCCAAGAUCAUCACCGCUAAAAUUAAGGCUAGGAUUCUAGUAUGGAGGACGGGGACAUGGCAGGGAGGGGUCAGAUGUGGGAGGAUUUUCAAAGAAAGCUGUGGAAACGCACAGCUAGAGGUGAACUGUGGAAAAGGAUAGUGGUACCACUCAGUCCCAAGGUGAUAGGUGGUUGGAAGCGAGGAGCUAGAGAUGAAGACUCCAUUUGAAACUCCCUGGUCUAGCUUCUGGGGGGGGCUGGGGGAGGGUACCUGUCCCACAUGACUCCCAGGUAAGUGACUUGCUCUGGAGACUGCUGGGAAGAAGUAGGGUAUGGGGCUACUCUGUCUUCUAGGUCAGAUUAUGCUCUGCCCCCUUGGCAAGAGAGGACUUACUCCUGACUCUUUGACUCAGCCUCCAGUGCGAUCUCUGGUAUCUACCCUCCCUUCCCAUUCCCAAGGCCAUUAGGAAGGGCCAGUGGGCUUUGAUCCCUCUAGGGGAGCUCAGAAGUGGAGACACCCUUUCCAUCCCAGAAAAGAGUAUUGGGGCCCAUCUCCCGAGAUGAGAGUGGAAUCUGGACCCAAGCAGCAUGUGGUGCAUGUUAGGCUCUGGUUUAGACCCUGGUCAGCAGUACCAUCUGGAAGGAGGUAAUCUAGAUUAGACUAGGGCAUAGCCUUAGGCUGGAAUCUAGAUUUAUGGUGGGUUGGACUUGGCCAUCUAGAACAGAGGUUGGCAAACCUUCUGUAAAGAGUUCGAUAAUACACAUUUUAGGCUAUAGACCAUUGGGUGUUGGUCAUGACUACUCAACUUUGCCAUUGUACCUUGAAAGCAGUCAUAGACAAUGCAUAAAUGAAUGAGCAUGGCUGUGUUCCCAUCAAACUGUUUUUAUAAACAGCAGGUUGGAUUUGGCUCUUGGGCCAUAGUUUGCCAACUCUUGAUCUAGAACCUCAUUCUUCCUAAGGAUGUCUAGAUCUUAAAUGUUACUAGACAGUGAUCUAAGCAAAUAAGGUUGUGGCCUCAGGCUAUCAGGCCGGUUAACAUGGAAAACAGUCCAUACCACACUCUUGCUGGGAUCCAGAUAUUGAGAAUUGGUGAACAAGACAUGUAAUAGACAGUGGUUUAAAGCAGACUAAGCCGUAAUCUCUGGCUGAGCCUAGAUUCACAGAAAGCUGGGGUGGGGUGGUGUGGGGUGGUGAGAUUUAGACCAACACGUAAGGUUGUGGUCUGAAUAUAGGGAAGUGGGUGAGCUAAAGCCACACAGAUAUUGAUCUAGAGCAGGCAAAGUCUUGGCCCUAAGCCAGAGUACCAUAUGAUCUAGAACAACACUGUCCAAUAGAAAUGUAAUGGGAGCCAUACACGUAACCUAAAUUUUCUAGUAGUCACAUUAAACAAAAUUAAAAGUGAUAAAUGAAUUGAUGUUAAUAAUGUAUUUCAUGUAACCCAAUAUACCCAAAACAUUACCGUUUUAACAUAUAAUCAUUAUAAAAUAGUUUCCUUUUUUUCUUCUUCUUUGUAUUUAGGCUUCCAAACCUGAUGCAUAUUCUGUGCUUACGACAUGUCUUAAUUCCAACUAGCCACAUUCCCAGUGCUCAAGUUAGUUUCCACCAUAUUGGGCAGCACAGGUUUAGAAAUGGGCUUUUCUUUGGGACCAGGAUCCAGAUGAGUCAUGAGCCAGAAUGAUCUGGAGUGAAUAGAGUUGGACACGCCAGGGGUUAUACUCUUAGCGGACUUGAAGUGGAUGUAGACUGGCUCACCCUAGGGGAGCAUUUAGGCUCUGGGUUGGGAGUUGGGAGGGGGUCCCUCCUUUGCAGUCCUGACCAAGUGGCCUCCAGCUCUUCCCUCCCUCAUCCCAGAGUCACCUCCGACUCUGGAGUCUGGUCUGGCCUGGCAGGUGGGGGUGGGGCAGGGUAGCAGCUGGACCCUUGAGGGAGCAGGAGCUCCACCCCUCCAAGCCAGCUGCUGCCAGCCUUCCUGGACUGACUGUGUGGAAACAGGGGGCCCAGAGACAGAAAUAAACUGCCAGGUUUCCGGGGCGGAGUGGGGGGCCUGCCAGCCUUUGUGCUUCCUUGCUGGAGGGAGGGGGGGCAGGAAGCAACUCCAUGCCCUGUCCCAGGCUGUUACCCCUCUGUGCCAUCUCCCCUCACCCCCAGGUGCCUUCACUCCCAUGGCUCUGAGGCUAGGCUAAGUCUAGAAUUUGGUGGGUUAGUGAACCCUGUGGGCCCAGGAGCCUGGGUCAGACCCUUGGGAACCAAGGGUGAUCCCCAGGGCCCUAGACAAAGCUUUGUGGCCAUGGGGAUAGUGCCUAUGUGCUCAUUUCUAGGACUCCAUCCCAGGGAAACCUGCUAGCUACCCCAGGGCAGAAGCUGAACAGAUUCAGAGGGUUGCCCUGGGGUAUUAGACUAGGAAUUGGAAGAUCUGCAUUGGAUGCUCACCUCUGCCACUAACUGGCCAAAGGCAACUUUGGCAAAUCACACGUUGAGCCUGUUUCCUUCCCUCUAAGAAGGGUGUUUGUCCUGCUGAUCUCAGGGCACUGUGCUUCAAUAGUUAACUCAGACUCUGGAGCCAAAGUUUAUCUGACUCUGGCCUCUGCCAUUGUGUGAACUUUAGCAGGUCACUUAACCUUCCUGAGCCUCAGUUUCUUCAUCAGCAAAAAGGGGAUAUUACCUACUUUAUGGGAACCUUAUAAUGAAGUGAGUUAAUACAUGCAGGGCAAGUACUCAGUGUUGGCUAUUACCAGUGGGUAGUUGAUAAGUUCAGUUGAGUUGUAAGUGAAAAUACAUUAUUCACAUGCGAGGGAUUCUUCCCCUGAAAAGAGUUCUCUCGGACCCCCUCAUUUUAUAAAUGGAAAAACUGAGGCCCUCAAAAGGGAAGGUGUUUUGCCCAGAGAGGCACACAGCAAGUAAAACCUUUAUUCGGUACCCACCAUAUAAAGCCAGGUAGCACAUCCCCAAUUUACAGGUAAGGAAAUCGAGGCCGAUGAUUGGCCACUGGUGCACAGUGGCGCUAUCCAGUGAGGCCUGAGUCCGCCGCUGGGGAGGGAGUGCCCAGGCCAUCCGUGCUCACCCGAGGAGGGGCGUACAGGUAGCGGGCGCCCUGGAGCCGCCGCCCGAGCCAGGCGCGCUAUUAAUAAUCCCGCCGCUACGCCCGCCCGAGAGCGCAGGUCCGGACCGCCGCCGGGCGCCUCCCGGGCCUGGGCCGGGGCCUGAGCCCGAGCCGGAUCGCGGCGGCCCUCCCCUUCCCCCGCCACGUGACACCCCCCCCCCCCCCCCGACUCCGCGGGCAGCCGAGGGCCCGGGCUGGCGGAGGGCGGGCCGGGGGCCAGGAAAAAGCCGAAAACACCGAGGCUGGGCCGCUCCCCUCCCGCUCAAAAUAGCCCCCGGCCGGGGCUGCCACGCAUUCCGCCGGGCCCGGGGCGCGGGAAGGGGCGGCCGGCCGGCCCCCGCCCGGCCCGACGUGGCUGCCUCGCCGGGUUGGAGGGGGGGGGGGCGAGGGCGGGCCGCGCGGCCGGCCGGCAUGUGGCUCUCCUUCGGGGAGCCUUGGCAGCCCGGACUGCGCGCUGCGCCGGGAUGAUGGAGAGCUUCUGGAAUUUCCUGCAGCUGGAGAGCGCGGCCGGCCGGGGGAGCGGGCUGAGCGCGCGGCUCGGGAAGGGGCGCCUCGAAGCCCGACCCUAGGGGGCGCCUCCGCGGCGAGGGCCGUGGGGGGACAUCUCUUUACCCGCCCCCAGGCCGCUGGAGUGGAGGGCGGCACACCUCCCCUCCCCCCGCCGCUCUUCGCGGGUCUGGCGGGGGUCCAGUCCCGCCCCUCCCGGCCUGGGCGGCGGAGAGGGGCCAGGUGCAGGCAACGCCCCUCCCCCAGCCGCCUGGUUUCCCUCUCGGCCCGUCACCUCCUCCAGGAGUCAGAAGCUCCACGGCCUCAUCUGGGAGGGGGGUGGGGGGGUGGCAGGGAUCAGGGGGCAGCGCCGGCCUGCCAGGUAGCCGGAGAGGCGGCGGCGGCGGCGGGAAAACUCGGAGGCGGACUGUUCCGGCCCGAGAACUGCUGGGCCUACGGACCAGAGCCUCCUGCUCGAGCAAGAGGAGCCCCAGGGCUUCUAGGAGGGAGGCGAGGCCGUCUUCUCCCAACACCCCCCCCCCGCCACUCCCCUCAUCCCCCCGCAACUGCCGAGCGGGUGGGGGGCGGACGUGCCGGAAAAAUCCUGGACAGUUUUCUGGACGUUGGCGGCAGCUUUCUUUGGGGGCAGCUCUGCACCUUGCAGGUCCUGAAGUCCAGAAAAGGGCUCCGGGAGGGAGGGGGUUCCUUUUACAGGAGCCCUGAGAUCCAGGGGAGUAGAUGGGAGCUUGCCUACCUGUCUACCCAUUGGCCUGGACCCCAGAGCCUGCCCAGCUAAGUGCGUGCAGAGGGCCCCGGUUUCGGGGCAACUCUCAGGCUGCCGCAGGGACUACCCUGGAAUCACUGGUGAAGACAGGCCUUUCCUGCUGAGUCGGACCUUGUCUGCAUAGCCUGCUCAGGCGCUGUCCACGCCCCGAGGCCUGGGCUCAGGCCGAAGCUGCUCCCCAGCACCCCCAGCUGACAGCCAGCAACCGGCAGAGCCCCCAGGCACGGGGGCCCUCUCUCUCCCAGAGAUCUCCAGUGUGACAGCCCAGGCGGCAGAGCCGAGGGUCUUGGUCCCGGCUUCUCGCACCCUCAUGUCAGCCCCGGCCCCGCCCGGCGGCCCGCGGAGGACAAGGUCAGGAUGCGUGUGAAGCCCCAGGGCCUGGUGGUGACUUCCAGUGCCGUGUGCAGCUCUCCUGACUACCUCCGGGAGCCCAAGUACUACCCCGGCGGCCCCCCUACCCCACGGCCCUUGCUUCCUACCCGGCCCCCUGCCAGCCCACCCGACAAGGCCUUCGCCCACACCUUCUCCGAGAACCCACGCCCACCCCCACGCCGGGACCCCAGCACCCGGCGCCCACCAGUCCUUGCCAAGGGGGACGACCCGCUGCCCCCAAGGGCGGCCCGUCCCGUCUCACAGGCCCGCUGCCCCACACCCGCGGGAGACGGCAACAGCUCCCGACGUCGCUGGGACAACGGGCGGGUGAACCUGCGUCCAGUGGUGCAGCUGAUUGACAUCAUGAAGGACCUGACGCGACUCUCCCAAGACCUGCAGCAUAGCGGUGUGCACCUGGACUGCGGUGGCCUCCGACUCAGCCGCCCACCUGCCCCGCCCCCUGGUGACCUUCAGUACAGCUUCUUCUCCUCACCCAGCCUGGCCAACAGCAUCCGCAGCCCUGAGGAGCGGGCCACCCCCCAUGCUAAGUCCGAGAGGCCCAGCCACCCACUCUAUGAGCCUGAGCCCGAGCCUAGGGACAGCCCCCAGCCUGGUCAAGGCCAUAGUCCCGGAGCCACGGCCGCGGCCACCGGUCUGCCCCCAGAGCCUGAGCCAGACGGCCCUGAUUACUCAGAACUUGCUGACGCCGACAUCCUUAGCGAGCUGGCCUCCCUAACUUGCCCCGAGGCCCAGCUGCUGGAGGCCCAGGCCCUUGAGCCACCAUCUCCUGAGCCAGAGCCUCAGCUCCUGGACCCCCAGCCCCGCUUCCUGGACCCACAGGCUCUAGAGCCGCUCGGGGAAGCUUUGGAGCUGCCACCCCUGCAACCUCUUGCUGAUCCUCUGGGGCUGCCAGGCCUGGCUCUCCAGGCCCUGGAUACCCUGCCCGACUCCCUGGAGUCGCAGCUGCUUGACCCUCAGGCACUUGACCCCCUGCCCAAGUUGCUUGAUGUCCCUGGCCGCCGUCUGGAGCCUCAGCAGCCCCUGGGGCCCUGCCCACUGGCUGAGCCCUUGCGCCUGGACUUGUGCUCACCCCACGGCCCCCAUGGGCCUGAGGGUCACCCCAAGUACGCCUUGCGGCGCACUGAUAGGCCAAAGAUCCUGUGUCGCCGGCGGAAAGCUGGACGGGGACGCAAGGCAGACGCUGGACCAGAGGGCCGCCUGCUGCCCCUGCCUAUGCCCACAGGGCUGGCAGCUGCCCUGGCCGAGCCCCCGCCGCCGCCACCUCCGCCACCUCCUGCCCUGCCGGGCCCAGGCCCAGUCCCAGAGCUGGAGCCAGAAUCUUCCCAGACUCCAGUAGCCCCUACCCGCAAAGGCAAGUGCCGGGGUGUGCGGCGCAUGGUGGUGAAGAUGGCCAAAAUCCCUGUAUCACUGGGGCGGCGGAACAAGACCACAUACAAGGUGUCAUCCUUGAGCAGCAGCCUCAGUGUGGAGGGCAAGGAGCUGGGCCUACGCGUGUCAGCCGAGCCCACCCCGCUGCUGAAGAUGAAGAACAAUGGACGGAACGUGGUGGUGGUUUUCCCGCCCGGGGAGAUGCCCAUUAUUCUUAAGCGUAAACGCGGCCGCCCUCCUAAGAACCUGCUUCUGGGUCCCGGCAAGCCCAAGGAGCCAGCGGUGGUAGCGGCUGAAGCGGCCACCGUGGCAGCGGCCACCAUGGCCAUGCCAGAGGUGAAGAAACGGCGGCGGCGGAAGCAGAAGCUGGCAUCUCCCCAGCCAUCCUACGCAGCAGACGCCAAUGACAGUAAGGCCGAGUACUCUGACGUCCUCGCCAAGCUGGCCUUCCUGAACCGCCAGAGCCAGUGCGCUGGGCGGUGCUCACCCCCCCGCUGCUGGACACCCAGCGAGCCCGAGUCGGUACACCAGGCACCCGACACCCAGAGCAUCUCCCACUUCCUGCACCGUGUGCAGGGCUUCCGACGGCGUGGUGGUAAAGCAGGCGGUUUUGGUGGCCGGGGUGGGGGCCAUGCAGCCAAGGCAGCCCGAUGCUCCUUCAGUGACUUCUUCGAGGGCAUCGGCAAGAAAAAGAAAGUGGUGGCAGUGACAGCUGCUGGCGUUGGGGGUCCCAGCCUCACCGAAUUGGGGCACCCACGCAAACGGGGCCGGGGGGAGGUGGACGCCAUGACUGGGAAGCCCAAGCGCAAGAGGCGGUCCCGGAAGAACGGGACUCUGUUCCCAGAACAGGUGCCUAGUGGCCCAGGCUUUGGGGAGGCAGGCACCGAGUGGGCCGGGGACAAGGGUGGCGGCUGGGCCCCUCACCAUGGGCACCCAGGCGGGCAAGCCGGCCGAAACUGUGGGUUCCAGGGGACCGAGGCCCAGGCCUUUGCCUCCACUGGACUAGAGAGCGGGGCUUCAGGCCGCGGCAGCUACUACAGCACAGGUGCACCUGCGGGUCAGACCGAGCUCAGCCAGGAGCGCCAAAACCUCUUCACCGGCUAUUUUCGCUCACUGCUCGAUUCGGAUGACUCCUCCGACCUCUUAGACUUUGCCCUCUCAGCCUCUCGCCCCGAGUCCCGGAAGGCAUCAGGCACCUACGCAGGGCCCCCCACCAGCACCCUGCCCUCCCAGCGGGGCCUGGCCACCUUCCCCAGCCGGGGAGCCAAGGCCAGCCCAGUGGCUGUGGGCAGCAGCGGGGCUGGUGCGGACCCCUCCUUCCAGCCCGUCUUACCCUCUCGCCAGACCUUCCCACCAGGCCGGGCAGCGAGCUAUGGGAUAACUCCGGCCACUUCAGACUGCCGGGCAGCCGAGACCUUCCCGAAACUGGCUCCCCCACCUUCAGCUGUGGCCCGCUCACCUACCACCCACCCACCCACCAACACCUACCCACCCCAAUAUGGCGGCUACGGGGCUGGACAAAGUGUUUUUGCCCCGGCUAAGCCCUUUACGGGCCAGGACUGUGCUAACAGCAAGGACUGCAGCUUCGCCUACGGCAGCGGCAACAGCCUGCCUGCCUCUCCCAGCAGCGCCCACAGCGCCGGCUACGCCCCACCGCCUACUGGUGGCCCCUGCCUGCCACCCAGCAAGGCCUCCUUCUUCAACAGCUCUGAGGGGGCCCCCUUCUCUGGCUCAGCCCCCACACCCCUGCGCUGUGACAGCCGGGCCAGCACCGUCUCACCCGGCGGCUACAUGGUACCCAAGGGCACCACCGCCUCUGCCACCUCUGCUGCCUCUGCCGCCUCCUCCUCCUCCUCCUCCUUCCAGCCCUCGCCUGAAAACUGUCGGCAGUUUGCGGGGGCUUCUCAGUGGCCUUUCCGGCAGGGCUAUGGAGGCCUGGACUGGGCCUCGGAGGCCUUCAGUCAGCUCUACAAUCCCGGUUUCGACUGCCACGUCAGCGAGCCCAACGUGAUCCUGGACAUCUCCAACUACACGCCGCAGAAGGUGAAGCAGCAGACGGCCGUGUCCGAGACCUUCUCUGAAUCAUCCUCCGACAGCACCCAGUUCAAUCAACCGGUCGGCGGCGGUUUUCGGCGUGCCAACAGCGAGGCCUCGAGCAGCGAGGGCCAGUCGAGCCUGUCCAGCCUGGAGAAACUAAUGAUGGACUGGAAUGAGGCGUCCUCUGCCCCCGGCUACAACUGGAACCAGAGCGUCCUCUUCCAGAGCAGCUCCAAGCCGGGCCGUGGACGGCGGAAGAAGGUGGACCUGUUCGAGGCCUCACAUCUGGGCUUUCCAUCGUCCGCCUCGGCCACUGCCUCAGGCUACCCGUCCAAACGGAGCACCGGGCCCCGGCAACCACGAGGUGGACGGGGUGGUGGGGCCUGCUCAGCCAAGAAGGAGCGAGGCGGUGCAGCAGCCAAAGCCAAGUUCAUCCCCAAGCCGCAGCCAGUCAACCCCCUGUUCCAGGACAGCCCGGACCUUGGCCUGGACUACUACAGUGGAGACAGCAGCAUGUCGCCACUGCCGUCCCAGUCAAGGGCCUUUGGUGUGGGUGAGCGAGACCCUUGUGACUUCAUGGGACCCUACUCCAUGAACCCGUCCACCCCUUCUGACGGCACCUUCGGCCAAGGCUUCCACUGCGACUCGCCCAGCCUGGGUGCUCCUGAGUUAGACGGCAAGCAUUUCCCGCCUCUGGCCCACCCACCCACGGUGUUUGAUGCUGGCCUGCAGAAGGCGUACUCACCCACCUGCUCACCCACACUGGGCUUCAAGGAGGAGCUGCGGCCGCCACCCACAAAGCUGGCUGCCUGCGAGCCCCUCAAGCAUGGGCUCCAGGGGGCCAGCCUGGGCCACGCAGCUGCAGCCCAGGCCCAUCUUAGCUGUCGGGACCUGCCACUGGGCCAGCCCCACUAUGACUCCCCCAGCUGCAAGGGCACAGCUUAUUGGUACCCGCCAGGCUCAGCUGCCCGCAGCCCGCCCUAUGAAGGGAAGGUGGGUACGGGGCUGCUGGCUGACUUCCUGGGCAGGACGGAGGCCGCGUGCCUCAGUGCCCCACACCUGGCUAGCCCGCCGGCCACGCCCAAGGCCGACAAGGAGCCACUGGAGAUGGCCCGGCCGCCUGGCCCACCCCGUGGCCCCGCUGCUGCCGCUGCUGGCUAUGGCUGCCCACUCCUUAGUGACUUGACCCUGUCCCCUGUGCCGAGGGACUCGCUGCUGCCCCUGCAGGAUACCGCCUACAGGUAUCCAGGCUUUAUGCCGCAGGCGCAUCCCGGCCUGGGUGGGGGCCCCAAGAGCGGCUUCCUGGGGCCCAUGGCGGAACCUCACCCUGAGGACACAUUCACCGUCACCUCCCUGUAGUGCCAACUGAAGUGCCGACUGGACCUCGAGGUUUUGUUCCUGGCUUUCAGAAAACCAACGCCAAGACCCCUCCCAGCGUCCACAUUGUCCUCCGGCAGGAGCGCCUGCCCCUCUGCCUCCCGCCCCCCCCCCCCCCCCCGUACCCCUUGCACUCCCACAUCCCCCCACCUCUCCCUGCCCAUCUCCUCCACGCAGAAGCCGAAGGUGAGCCCUUUCUGCACAAAACCAGCAAUUGUAAAUACUUUUUAAAAAUGUACAAAACUUAAAAACAAAACACAGUUUUAGAAAAAGACAAAAAAAAAAAGAGAGAGAGAGAGAGAGCGAGCGUGUGCAAGAGGUUGCGAGCGGGGCCCCGAGGUGUCCAGAGCCCCUGCAAGUAUGCACUGAGAAAUUUAUCUACAGGUCGUUUGACAAAAAUGAACAAUAUCCUAUUUAUUGUAUAUACUGUUUUAUUAUAAAUCGUGGAUUGUAUAUUG